AUGUUGGCUUCAGACGUUCUUCACCCCGCAUUGGGAUAUGCCGGCUACCUCUUCCUGACUUAUAUACUGCGUCUCCUUGGCUAUCGCCUCCUGUUGCAUCCCCUGCGCGACUAUCCGGGUCCGUUCUUGGCCAAGUUGACCGGACUCCAUGCGGGCUUCUACGCUGUGCGCAGGCGACUCCAUCUAGAGAUCUAUCGGAACCAUGUGCAAUACGGCCCUGUAGUCCGCGUCGGGCCGGACCGACUGGUGUUCAACAGCGUCACCGCUCUACACGACAUCUACCAAAGCGAGCGCAUCACCGAGUCCCGCGGGUACGUGACCACAGCGCGAAAUAAUGUCUUCAAUGUCUUCAAUGCACUGGACAGGGACCUGCAUCGCCAGAAGCGACGACUCGUUGGCCUGGCCGUCUCGGAGCGCUCAAUGCGUGCUUUCGAACCGACGCUGAUGAGCCACGUUGACAUAUGUCUGAGUCAGAUGCUCGAGUCGAGCCGGAACUCUAGCUCAGUCGACAUGACCGCGAAAGCUAGACAUCCAGGGCUGGAUAUCGUCGGGCAGCUUGCGUUUGGCUAUGACCUUCGCAUCCAGACUUCUGAGGAAAAUCGAUUCAUGAUGAAGGCGAUGACGUUCGGCAACUAUCGCGGCAAUGUGUACCAACACCUUCACUGGCGUUCCAAGCUCUACCCCACCCCGAUUCUUGACAAGGUCUUCUACGAGGCGAGGGAGAAGUAUUAUCCCCUGCUGGAAACAAUGAUAUCUACUCGCGUCGCCCAGGACAAGCAUGCUAAGCAUGACUUGUUCUCCUUCGUCGCUGAAUCAGUCAAGAGCACUGAUCGGGGUGGCGAUCUGUGGCAAGAGGCCCUGUUCUUUAUACUAGCAGCAGGAGACACGACGGCCACCGCAAUCUGCGCCGCGUUUUUCUAUAUGUCCCGCAACCCGGAGUGUUACAAGAAGCUUGCCUCUGAGAUCCGCUCUGCCUUUGAGACCGGUCUCGAUAUCAAGAGCGGUCCUCAACUUGCGGGCUGUCGCUAUCUGCGCGCCUGUAUCGACGAGUCCAUGCGAAUGUCACCGCCCGUGGGGACUACGCUCCGAGAACAAGACAGUCGAGAUGGCGAGACCCAGCCUCUGAUCGUCGACGGACAUGUCAUCCCGCGAGGCACGCUGGUUGGCGUGAACAUCUAUGCUCUACACCACAAUCCGGAGUACUUUCCAGACCCGUUCACCUUCAGCCCGGAGCCUUGGAUCAUCCCGUGGUCGGAGGGCGCUGCAGGCGAGAAAGCUCGCAAGCUUAUGCACGACGCGUUUGCCGCUUUUUCUGUCGGAACACGGGGGUGCGCGGGCAAAGCCAUGGCUUACCUCGGGGGGCUCUCAGGGGGAUGGGUAUUGGAAGCAUGGCUUGCUCCGUUUCAGGAACAGACGCGGAGGCUGAUUUGCAUACUUGACUACUGCUCAUCUCAGACGUGCGGCGCAACAAUCUAG
This is a messenger RNA of Anthostomella pinea, 1476 nucleotides long. The record is from the annotation of a GenBank genome assembly. Lineage: Eukaryota; Fungi; Ascomycota; Sordariomycetes; Xylariales; Xylariaceae.